AUGGUGCGCACUGCCGUCGACUUCCUUACAAAACAAGGUAUUUCAUAUUCCUUUGCAGUAACAAAGAUCGGGCUGUGGGUCGUUUGUGUCAAGUUUGAACGCAGUGCUGCUGUUCGCGCACUGACAGUGGAUCAACGAAACGAUGUUUUUAGCAACAUGGUUUCUUUACUGUUUAGCGGUAUUGCCGGUCGACUACUUAUUUUUCUCAUUUUAGAACGAUUUCGAGAUCUAAAGUACCUGGAUCCGGUUGGAGCCAUCCUUAUUGGAUUUUACAUCCUGUACUCCUGGUAUCAAAUCGGUGCAGAACAAACCCGCAACCUGGCUGGACACACAGCAGAUCCCAGAUUUAUUCAGAAAAUCGCUUUUGUCAGUCUGAACCACCACGCAGCGAUUGAACGGUUGGAUACUAUCCGGGCUUUCCAUUUCGGCUCACAUUUUCUUGUAGAGGUGGAUAUUGUUUUGCCGAUGGGGAUGCGCCUGAAGGAAGCACACGAUAUUGGAGAAACGUUGCAGAAAAAGCUUGAGAGAGUGGAACACGUGGAACGUGCUUUUGUACAUUUGGACUAUGAGUUUUCUCACCAUCCAGAAAGCGAGCACAAGAUCGCCAACUAGUUGCUAACGUCGCUCCUCUAAAACUACAAAAAUCACCACAGAGACGCGUUGUCUGUUCAUUUGACAUUUGUUUAUUGUUUAUUCCUUUUGAUCUCAUUGUGGUCGCACUCAGCGCCUAUGAAUUACCUUUUCCCCCACUUUUCGGGCAGAAUCUCUUGUUGAAUUGUCAGCCUGAUGAUAUCAAUUAUGUACAUCAGUCUCUGAGCUUUCAAUUUUCGAGUUUCAAAUUUUGCUGAUCCCAUUGUUUCUGAGUAUAUCGUAGGGCGACACAACGAUUACUAUGCAUGCCAAGCUAAAAAACAUUCUCCCGUGGUAGUUAAUCAGAUGGCUGCUGAUCUGUUUGCUGAGCUUGGUAAUUGACUUUCACAUACGUUUCCUCACCAUUCAAUAAGACUACCACUACGCUGCUGGGUGCUCUGCUUUUGAGUUUCACAUUUCUGCAGUAACUGGUCGUUAUGGCCUCUUG
This is a messenger RNA of Opisthorchis viverrini, 1078 nucleotides long. RefSeq lists its product as hypothetical. NCBI's taxonomy places the organism in Eukaryota, Metazoa, Platyhelminthes, Trematoda, Opisthorchiida, Opisthorchiidae. The record is from RefSeq and is a predicted model, not a curated record. Gene Ontology annotation, cellular component: membrane. Bases 1 to 612 code for a protein of 203 amino acids. Gene Ontology annotation, molecular function: monoatomic cation transmembrane transporter activity. The transcript has 4 exons. Gene Ontology annotation, biological process: monoatomic cation transport; transmembrane transport.